GAGAAAAACAAUGGUCUGUUUAUGCUGCCCACCUACCUGACUUCCAGGAGUGACAGUACCACCUGAGUUUGACAGGACGGACUCUACCUGGACGAGCAAUACGGAACUUUACCGCGGUCACCGGGCAAGUUCUGUUAUAUCCAUUCAUUCAUUCAUUCAUUCAUUCAUUCAUCAGCUUUCUGCCCGUUAUCCAGGUCCGUUAGCAGAGUUGCCAAGACAUUCCUUUCUUCGGCAUUCCCUGGGGCGAUUAAAUCUCGGAGGACGUCUAUCCAGCAGCGUGUCGUGGGUCUGUCCCACGCCUGAAACACUUCAACUGGGAGGCGUCCAUAAGGCAUCCUACACAGGUUUGAAGGUUUUUUACAACAGCUGUUCAAAUGUGGUUGAUCGCCCUUUCGGUGCCGCUGCUUCCUGCCAUCGUCAUGGUGUCCGGCCAUUAUCGCGGGAAAGUUGCUUCUCUGUGCCAUCGAGCGCUGGCCUGGGCACUGAGGUUGGUGCGAAGGGGAGCGUGUGUAAAGAGCACACAUGCCUUUGUGUUCUCCAAUUGUACCCAUGGAAAAGUUGACAGCGUCCUGGAGACCUUUGACCUUUAUGCUGAGACACAUCGGUCUCUCUGCAUAGGUCCACAGAUUGGUGAGGUGUUGGAUGAGGUGGUGAGACGUGUCUGUCCUUUGUUGGUGCUGGAGCUGGGGAUGCACUGUGGCUACAGCUCAGUCCGUCUGUUGCGAUUGCUGCCCCCUAGAGGCAGGCUGGUCACAGUGGAGCUGGACCCAAUCACAGCAGAUCUUGGGGAGGAAAUCAUCCUGGUGGCUGGCUUCAAACACUCCCAGUUCCAGGUGUUGGCACACAGCUCAGCUGAGGCCAUCCCAACAUUGCACUCGUUUCUGGAGUCUGAUCAAGGCACAGGGGAUGGCAUCAAUCUGGUGCUAAUGGACCACGAUCCCCAACAGUACCUUCCAGACCUGCUGGCCUUGGAGAGAGAGGAGCUCCUCUGCCCAUCUGGCUGCACUGUACUGCUGAUCAAGAGGAACCAAAGAGCUGAGGAUCUCAGAGGAAUCCUGGAUCACAUCAGAGGAAGAAGAGCUGAUUGCUACUGCAUCAAAACAGAGCAGCAGUUUAUGAUGGAGAUUUUUUACCAAAAGAAAAGUACAAAGACAGGAGACGAUGGCAAAGUCUAG
Molecule: messenger RNA, 1175 nt
Organism: Archocentrus centrarchus (flier cichlid)
Lineage: Eukaryota; Metazoa; Chordata; Actinopteri; Cichliformes; Cichlidae
Product: catechol O-methyltransferase-like
Exons: 4
Coding region: 375-1175 (266 amino acids)
Biological process (GO): catecholamine catabolic process; dopamine metabolic process; developmental process
Molecular function (GO): catechol O-methyltransferase activity
Source: RefSeq, a predicted model, not a curated record